GUUGUUAUAAUAUGUAUAAUUGUGAUUGUUUUUUUUUUGUACAACCGAAUUUCAGACAUAGCUGUGAAUCACAUUUCAAAAUUGUCAAAACCAAGUAUAUUUACUGUCCAAUCCACUAAUGACCACUAUAGAAAAGAUUUACUGCCCGCCGGACCACAGAGUAGUAGAGAUAGCAGAUACACCUAAACUCCUUGGUCAAAACUAGCGACCUCUUUGCUCCGUGACCGGCGGUGUUGACUGUUGACAUUUAUGUUUUCUGUGGUUUAUAUAUACGCACUAUCCAGAAUGGUCAUUUCCACUUUAAUUCACGGGCAGCGAUGAUAAAUAUUGAUGAUUUUUAUCACACUGUGGCGGUCGAAAUCAACUGUGAGCACCUGUUUGUAUUGCUUUUUCUGCGGUACAUCUCAAUCGAUCAGUGGUUUUCAUCAUCGUCAUAGUCCGAGACAAUCAUUGGACAUUGAGUAAAAUCAAAAUGAAUAAUCAAGAGUUAGAUCAAGACAACAACAAAAAUAAAGAACCUCAGAUAAGUAUUGAACUAGAUGAUAGUGUAAUUAAAGCUCCACUAUCAACCUUUAAUAAUACUAUGGAAUGUUUAACCACUGAACGUAUCUUGAAAAAACAGAAUAACGAGAAGAAUAUUAUUGGCCUACAUGAUUUGGAACAAAUAGAGUGUUUUAAAAAAAAAUAUGAAUUAUUUGGGACUCAAUUCAAAGCAUUAGAAUCUAUUGAAACAAAAUUGGAGAGAAAUUUAAAAAGAAAUAAGUUUGCACAACCAAAGAGGUGUCAUCUUUUUUCGUGUAGACAACAAAGUAAACUAUCUACGAUAGUGAAAAUGUAA
Acyrthosiphon pisum (pea aphid) is the source of this 838-nucleotide messenger RNA. RefSeq lists its product as uncharacterized. Bases 473 to 838 code for a protein of 121 amino acids. The record is from RefSeq and is a predicted model, not a curated record. NCBI's taxonomy places the organism in Eukaryota, Metazoa, Arthropoda, Insecta, Hemiptera, Aphididae. The transcript has 2 exons.